AUGAGCUUGGAUCUUGGAGCUCCUUCCUAUGAUGAAGAUAUAGCAGAGCUCCGUAGAAAUAAGUUUUUGACGAAAAAACACUCAAUCCCAGAGAAGAUGGAGUUAUACAACAGCUCGACGAAGGGAAAUCUAGAGGAUCUAAGGAAAAUAGUAGAGGAGAAGAACUAUUCGCUGGUGGAAGAAGUUUCUAAAGCAGGAUACUAUUGGACAGUAUUUCACUAUGCAUCUCAUUAUGGCCAUGCGCAGGUGCUUUAGUACCUAAUAGAUCAUUUUGAAGGGCAUUAGGACUAGUUUGACAUUUUCAAUUUGCAGACUACUGAAGGGAAAACACCCCUAUUUUGCGCAAUAUUGUCUGGGGACAUUAAGUUAGAAUAGAAGAAAGAGAUCGUUAAGUUGUGGUUCGACACUUACAAAAUUGAUCUAUCACUAAGAAAAAAGACAGGAGAAGACUUACUAGAGCUAGCUAAGAAGAAUUAAUUAUACGAGUACAUCAUUUAGUACUGCAUAAGGGAAGAUUGA
Stylonychia lemnae is the source of this 519-nucleotide messenger RNA. The record is from the annotation of a GenBank genome assembly. NCBI's taxonomy places the organism in Eukaryota, Ciliophora, Spirotrichea, Sporadotrichida, Oxytrichidae.